Sardina pilchardus (European sardine) is the source of this 4511-nucleotide messenger RNA. RefSeq names its product calcium channel, voltage-dependent, alpha 2/delta subunit 4b (gene cacna2d4b). Lineage: Eukaryota; Metazoa; Chordata; Actinopteri; Clupeiformes; Clupeidae. The record is from RefSeq and is a predicted model, not a curated record. Gene Ontology annotation, cellular component: voltage-gated calcium channel complex. Gene Ontology annotation, molecular function: voltage-gated calcium channel activity. The transcript has 41 exons. Bases 433 to 3726 code for a protein of 1097 amino acids.
CCUCUAUGUGUUUCAUGAAGCAAAGUUAUACAUAUAAAUGGCCCACGUGAUAUGGUUUGGAAGAGAACAAGAAGUAGAAACAGAACUGACAAAAAGAGGAAGAAGCACACCAAGCACAAGAUUUGUGUUCCUGUACGUGGAAGAACUGGAUCUGCGGUUGAAAAUGGUGAUCAGAAUGAGGGAAGUGGUCUGAGGAAUAUCUGGCAAUGGGAUGAGGAGGAUCCAGGGCCCAGAAUGCAUGAUAGCUGCUUUUGUCAUGGAAUACCAACCAUGGCAGUUUAAGGGCACGGAUGAUGGUUUUUGUCAUCAUGAAAAGACUCCUACUAAUGAACGCUGCUCUUUAAUGAAUCUGUUGUGAUAUUGUACCAUGCACUUUUGAACUCUCAUGUACUAUUGUAUUCUUCACCUCGAGAAGCCUUAGAUAAGAUAGCUAUGGCCAGUGUGCAACAUCGAAGGGUUGAAGGAUGGCUUUCAGUGUGGAUAGUCUCAGCCUGGCUCUGCCUUCUGGUCAAUGCACAGAUGAAGAUACCACCAGAAACGGUUCAGGUGUGGGCCAAUAUUUUUGCUGAUCAAAUAACUGCCCUUGCAGCCAAAUACUCUGGAGCGCCUCUCUUGCAAAAGAAACUUAAAGAUGUGGAGCCCAUAGUCAAAAUUGAAGAUGUGGACGGAAGGGAACUCGUGAAGGAGUUCUCUGAUGAGAUUGAAAGAAUGUUGGGCAGUAAAAUGAAAUCUGUCAAGAGGCUUGCAGAUACUGCGGAAGAUGCAGAUUACUACCAUGAUUACAAUUCAACAUUGCAGUUUGAUUACUACAAUGCCAUGCUUAUAAACACAUUUGACGAUGAGGGAAACCCCAUCGAACUAGGUGGCGAGUUUGUAGUGGAGGAGAAUGAGCAUUUCAACAAAAUACCUGUCAACACUGCACAGAGUGACAUCCAAGUGCCCACAAAUGUCUACAAUAAAGAGCCUAAUAUCCUUAAUGGUGUGUACAUGUCAGAGGCCCUGAACGAUGUCUUUGUUAGCAAUUUCCAAAAAGAUCCCACACUCACAUGGCAAUACUUCGGGAGUUCUACAGGUUUCUUCAGACUCUAUCCAGGCAUCCAAUGGACCCCUGAUUCCAACGGUGUGGUGUCGUUUGACUGCAGGAACAGAAACUGGUACAUUCAAGCCGCCACCUCGCCAAAGGACAUCAUCAUUGUUGUUGAUAUCAGUGGAAGUAUGAAGGGCCUGAAACUGACCAUUGCCAAGCACACCAUCAACACCAUCCUGGACACACUGGGAGAGAACGACUUUGUCAAUGUCAUUGCUUACACUGACUACGUUCGGUACGUGGAGCCCUGUUUCAGAGGCAUCCUGGUGCAGGCCGACUUGGACAAUCGCGAGCAUUUCAAACUGCUUGUGAACGAGCUGCACGUGAAGGGCGAGGGGAAAGUAAAGAAGGCCAUGAAGGAGUCAUUUAAAGUCCUCAACGAGGCCUCAGCCAAUGGCAAGGGCAGCCUCUGUAACCAGGCCAUCAUGCUGAUUACCGAUGGGGCCAUGGAGGACUUCCAGGACGUGUUUGAGGAGUUCAACUGGCCCGAGAAGAAGGUCCGCGUCUUUACGUACCUUAUAGGACGUGAUAUGACUUUUUCUGAAAAUGUCAAAUGGAUUGCUUGCAACAACAAAGGUUACUACACCCACAUCAACACACUAGCAGAUGUGCAAGAGAACGUUAUGGAAUACUUACAUGUGCUGAGUCGACCUAUGGUCAUAGACCAUGACCAUGACAUCAUCUGGACAGAGGCGUACAUGGACACUGUGCUAUUCAACACAAUGGCUCACAGUUUGCUGUUAAUGACAUCUGUGGCCAUGCCAGUGUUCAGCAAGAAGAAGGAGACGCUGUCGCAUGGAAUUCUCCUGGGUGUGGUGGGGACUGACAUUCCCCUAGUAGAAGUGAUGAAGUUGGCACCCCGAUACAAGCUGGGAGCUCAUGGCUAUGCCUUCCUCAUCACUAACAACGGCUACAUCUUGGCACACCCAGACCUACGGCCUUUGUAUAAAGAUGAGAAGAAGAAGCUGAAGCCCAAACCCAACUACAACAGCGUAGACCUGUCUGAGGCCGAGUGGGAGGACACUGAGGAAAAUCUGAGAACCGCCAUGGUGAAAGGAGAGACCGGCACUCUGACGUUAGAUGUGCGAGCGUCUGUGGACAAAGGAAAACGGCCCUUGUUCCUGAAAAAUGAUUAUUUCUACACAGUCAUUGAUGAUACUCCCUUCAGUUUUGGAAUGGUGCUCACUCGUGGCCAUGGCGAGUAUAUAUUCUAUGGGAAUGUGUCUGUGGAGGAAGGAUUGCAUGAUCUUAACCAGCCAGACAUUUCCAUCGCAGAAGACUGGACGUACUGUGAGACCGACAUUGACCCUGACCAUCGCAAGCUCACUCAGAUGCAGGCUGUCUUCAAAUAUCUCACAGGGAAGGACCCUGACCUGGAGUGCGAUGAGGUGCUGCUACAGCAGCUGCUGUUUGACGCCGUGGUGACUGCUCCCAUGGAGGCUUACUGGACUGCCAUGAUGAUGGAUGCCGCAGGAAUUGAUCCAGGAAUUGAGACUGCCUUCCUGGGGACCCGGUCUGGACUGCUGCGAGUCACCAGAUAUGCAGGCAGUGAACGGCGGGUGGCGAAGAAAUUCCUCACUGAAUCAGACAAGAAGAACCUCUUCACUGUGGACCACUUCCCUGUGUGGUAUCGGAUAGCAGCCGAGAAUCCCCCGGGGAAGUUCCUCUUCUACAUGCCCCAGGGAGAGGACAGCAAAGGUGCAAAGUAUGUCAUUGCUGUUACGGGUGUAACGGUGACAUCUGGACCACGGACAGCGUUGGCUGGAGCUAUUGGAGUGCAAAUGUCAUUGACUUUACUGGAGUCCCGGCUGCUUUCUAUUGCAAUUCAGCCCAAUGAUACAGACUGCAGCAAUGUGGAGGGUGUUUGUCCUCUUUCUUGUGAAAGCAUGGACCUCAACUGCUACAUCAUUGAUCACAAUGGAUUCAUUAUAAUCUCCAAAGAGAGAAAUGAUGUCGGUAAAUUCUUUGGGGAAGUGGACGGGUCAGUGAUGGCGCAGCUGCUUAAAACAGGCUUGUACAAGAGGGUGGCGCUGUAUGACUACCAGGCUAUGUGCAAGACUUCACACGGUCACUCGAGUGAUGCUCGGCCGCUGCUCAGUCCUUUCUUUGGACUAAUGGGUGUGGUUAAGUGGUUCAUGUCCAACUUCCUGAUGUUUUUGCUGGAGUUCAACAUCUGUGGACUUUGGCACUCAGAUUAUGUGGCAGAUGCCAAGUCUGUGUACCAUGCAAGCCAUAAACAGAAGAAGGUGGAUGUCAUGCAGCCCUGUGACACCGAGUAUCCUGGCUUCAUGUAUGACACAUCCAUCACUGAGACCAACAGCAUCAUCAAAUGUGGCCGCUGUCAGAAGAUGUUUGUUUUGCAGCAAGUCCGUAACACUAAUUUGGUGAUGGUGGUUGCACAAGCAGACUGUGACUGUUCCCGCCAAUACUCACCGAUCACACUGAACCCAAAGGAGGUCAAAUAUAUCGCAACGGUCAAGUGUAACCGCAUGAAGUCCCAGAAGAUCCGCCGGCGCCCGGAGUCCUGCCACGCUUACCACCCUCAUGAAAAUGCAAAGGAUUGUGGAGGAGCUUGUGAGAUCAGUAUAUCAGUGGCUCUGCUGUUUGUGUCCUUGGUGACUUCUCUUGUUUUGCGAUGAUGUGGAGACGUCUCCUACAGUAGAUGUAGGUGACCAUGAGCCAAAACGAAAAAGGAGUUAAAAAAAUGUACUGUAACUCUGUAAUUUUCCAUUUAAUGCCAUGUUUAUAACAUCAAAAAUAUGUAAACAAAUAGGCAUCCAAAGUGAUCCAAGACAAGUGAAAAGGGCUAUUUUGUAAAAUUAGGAAACGAUGGAUCUUGCUGACAUGCAUCAUACAUAUUCUUCAGUCUUAUUCAGAAUAGAGCAUAGUUAACUUCAUGAACUCAGUGACUAAAGGCCAAAUAACACAUCACAUGAUCUCCAGAGAACAAGGAUUCUGUGGACAAUUCAUCGCAGAACACGGAAGAGUUUGAGUGCGAGGACCUCUACUGGACUUAAGGUUGCAGUGCAACCGCAAACAUUUUAGAGAGAUCUUGGGAAUGAUGGACUGAUUCUACAUGCUCAGAACAGUGUCAGAGAAUAUAGUGACUCUGCUCUACAGUGGAAGGAAGGCAGAGGUCUUGAGAACUGUCUGUCCUGUAAUGCUCCAAGUCAAAUGACCUAUAAUGAUUACUCUGUGUAACAGCAGUCAGCACGGAUGUUCACUGGUGUGUUCCAUGUAGACUCGAUUUGUAGGACUUGCUAAGGCUUAAGCAUGUGUUUAUCUUAAACAUGUCUACAGAUGGGUGAAAACAAUCAAUUUAGAAAGCAUUGAUAGAGUUGGCAACAGUUAAGAGAAGCAAGAUACUUAUUGAUUCUAAACUGCAUGAGUGUACCAAAAAUGUAUUUCUUAUUCCACCUGUAUG